Penicillium salamii is the source of this 1788-nucleotide messenger RNA. Lineage: Eukaryota; Fungi; Ascomycota; Eurotiomycetes; Eurotiales; Aspergillaceae. The record is from the annotation of a GenBank genome assembly.
AUGGAAAACGUUCAAGUAUUCCCAAAAAACACGGCCCCUGGGGAUUUUGCCCUCGGGGACGCUGUACCCAAAGACGCCGCCGACGAAGACGCCACCCCCAAAGGUGCUACCCCCAAAGACGCUACCUUCAGAGACACCUCACUUGAAGACACUCUCCCCGAAGGGACCGUUCCCGAAGCUGCUGCGCCUGAAGACGCUGCCCUCAGAGACACCGUCCCCGAAGAUACUGUCCCCGAAGCCACCGUGCCCAAAGCUACUGCGUCUGAGCCUUCUGCGCUCGAAGAUGCUGCCCCCAAAGACGCCGCCCUCAGAGGCACCGUGCCCGAAGAUAAUGUCCCCGAAGACAACGUACCUGAGCCUGCUGCGCCUGAGGCUUCUGCGCUUGAAAAUGCUGUCUUCAGAGACACUCUUCCCGAAGGCACUGUCCCCGAAGCCACCGUGCCCGAAGCUGCUGCGUCUGAAGCUACUGCGUCUGAAGCUACUGCGUCUGAGCCUUCUGUGCUUGAAAAUGCUGUCUUCACAGACACCCUCCCCGAAGCCACCGUGCCCGAAGCUGCUACGCCUGAAGCUACUGCGUCUAAGGAUGCUGGCCCCGAAGAUACAGAAGAUUUCGGUCGCUUUGUGGAGGACUCAGAUGAAGAGGUCGAUCUCUCAAUAGUUGUUGAGCCAUGGCAUACGUACAAAACAAAGGAUGACUCGACUAUCUUCUAUCCCAUCUUCCUUGUGGAAGUGCUCAACGAAAGGUACCUGGUUGAGCAUAAACUGGGCUAUGGCGGGGGCUCAAUUGUCUGGAUGGCAUUUGACCUACGAGACAAGAAAAAUGUCGCUCUCAAAGUCAUGGCCCCAGGCAAAUGGGCCGACAAUGAAAUUCAAAUUCAAGAUGAGAUCAUUCAACAAGUACAGGACACAUCCGGCCUGGUCAUCUACACUGAGACUUUUCUUUUACUCCGAGAUGAUGGACGUUACCACAGGGUCAUGGUCCUCCCUCUGAAAGGACCAUCCAUCUGCACACGAUCCUUGAAGAGAACUCCCAUGGCCGCUCGUAUGUCUGCCGCUCGACAAUUAUUGGUGGCCUUGGCAAACUUACAUGAAGCUGGCAUCUUACAUCGCGAUAUAACCCCAUGGAACUGUAUGUGGGGAAUCACUCCUAUUGACAAUCUCAGCAGGAGCGCCAAGUAUGAGCUACUCGAUCGGCCUGUGAAACAAACAAUACCAUUCGUCGAACUCUGGAAAAGAGGCGAGCUCGUGAGCCCUGUCGAGUUUCCCGACGAUCUUCGCACGGAUGAAUUCUAUCUCUGUGAUUUCGGUUUAGCAAAGAAGAUCGACGACCAAGCUACUCAAACCGGUCACCCACAGUCGUAUUAUUGCUCUCCUGACCGACUUCAUAAACACAAGCCGAGUUUCGCCUGCGAUAUGUGGAGCUACAUGACUGUUUUCUCUAUGCUCUACCUUACAUUCCCUCCAUUCCACACCUUUUCGAACGGCGGCGUCUUGAGAGGUAUGGUCGAGUGCCUAGGCCCACUCCCUGAGCAGUGGAAAGAUUCUUACCCCUAUCACGAUGGAUUUGAUACAUUGUAUGAUCAGUCAAGGGUUCCUGUUCCGGGGCGUACUCUUGCUGCGAGAAUUGCACACUUUUGCCCCGAUUCGGACGUGGUCGAGCGAGAACUCGUGGAAGAUAUCAUGUCGAAAGUUUUUAUGUAUGACAUCGAAAAGCGGCUAACCGCCAAGCAACUUUUGCAAGAUCCUUCAUUCAAGGCGCUCAUGGAUCGGUACGGUGCUGAGACUUGA